Molecule: messenger RNA, 789 nt
Organism: Racocetra fulgida
Lineage: Eukaryota; Fungi; Glomeromycota; Glomeromycetes; Diversisporales; Gigasporaceae
Source: the annotation of a GenBank genome assembly
CAAAUAGUAAUGAUUUUCCGCAUUCUGAUAAUGAAGGCGAGAAGUCAAAGAAUAUUAAACAAAAAAACCGACUUAGUUUAAAUUUGGAUAGAUUCUUAAGACAUGAUGAUCAUAAACAUAAAAGCCUCAACAACAAUGACAUAACUGAUAUGUUCCUUCCGGAAACCAACAGCUCACCUAUUAGAACUAAGGGGCGUCUUGAUUCGUCCGGUUCAAAACGAAACCCAAUUGUAACUGUAUUAGACACUUCUCAUCAAACUGAAUCUCCGGUAUCUAUAAUGCCUGGCGUUAAUUCUUUCGGUGUGAUUAAUGAAUUAGUUCAUGAAGAUCUCCCAAAAGUUAAGAUUACUUCUAUUGAAGAGCAGACAGAAGAAUUUAAAGAAGAAAUUGGUUAUUCAUCCGCUAAUUCUGUUAACGAAGAUCGGUCUAUCAAUGAGCAACAACAAAAAUCAAGACCAAUUUCACAAGUCUCGUCUAGCAGUAUCAACUCUGAAAAAUAUGAGCCUAACGCUAAUGAUGACUUCAAACAUUAUAAUAAUCAGCUUGAAGUUGAAAUUAAUGGCGAUUCUAAAUCUGACACUAACAUUAAUGGUAACAUUAAUGGUAACAUUAAUGAUAACAUUAACGGUAAAAUUAACGGUAACAUUAAUGGUAACAUUAAUGGUAACGGUAACAUUAACGAUAACAUUAACGGUAACAUUAAUGAUAAUCUUAAUGGUAAUAUUAAUGAUAACAUUAAUGGUGACAUUAAUGAUAAUAUUAAUGGUAAUUUUAAUGAUAACAUUAAUG